AUGCCAAUACCUCUUAAAAAUGUACUUGAUGAGGCAGUGAAGAUUAUAAAUUUCGUAAAAUCUCGACCAUUGAGCACAAGACUGUUCACAAUUUUGUGUGAAGAUAUGGGAAGUAUGCACAAAUCACUACUUUACCAUACCGAAGUAAGAUGGCUUUCUCGGGGAAAAACACUUGUACGCUUACUCGAAUUGCGCAAUGAAUUGUACGUUUUUUUCACCGAUCACCCAUUUAAUUUACAGCUCAGACUUAAUGAUAAAAUUUGGUUAUUUCGACUUAGUUACUUGGCUGAUAUUUUUACAAAAUUGAAUGAAGUGAACUUAUCAAUACAAGGUAAAAUGAUCACCGUUUUCACGGCAAAUGACAAAAUUCGAGCUUUAAAAAAAAAAAUUAAAUUUUGGGCUGUGUGUUUUUCUCAACAUAAAAUUGAUAGUUUUCCUUUGUUAAAGGAAUAUUUAGAAUCGAUUGAUGGUAAUAUUGAAGAUUUUGAUGAAAUAUAUGGCGAAAUUGAACAACAUUUAAAUGAAAUACUAUCGUCAUUAGAAAAAUAUUUUCCAGAAAGUAAAGACAUAGAAUUUAUCCAACGAUAUAAUUGGGUUAAAAAUCCAUUUUUAAUCAACGAUAAGCCCGAAGAUUUAUCUAUAACGGAGUAUGAAGAAUUUAUUGAAAUGACCACCGAUUCAUCUUUAAAAACUUUAUUUGAUAAAAUAUCAUUAACAGAUUUUUGGUGCAGUAGCAGUAUUACUAACGAAUAUCAAUCUCUGGCUAAAAAAGCUAUCUUAGCACUUCUUCCUUUCGCAACAACAUAUCUAUGUGAAACCGGAUUUUCAUCAUAUGCAUCAAUGAAAACCAAAUAUCGUAAUAAAUUGGAUGCUGAAGCAGAUAUGCGUAUUCAACUCUCGCCUAUCAAGCCAAAUAUAAAAAUACUGGUCAAUAAAAAAAGCCAACAUCACGGAUCACAUUAA
Metopolophium dirhodum (rose-grain aphid) is the source of this 963-nucleotide messenger RNA. Its product is annotated as zinc finger BED domain-containing protein 5-like. The transcript has a single exon. The coding region runs from base 1 to 963 and encodes 320 amino acids. The record is from RefSeq and is a predicted model, not a curated record. NCBI's taxonomy places the organism in Eukaryota, Metazoa, Arthropoda, Insecta, Hemiptera, Aphididae.